Mya arenaria is the source of this 7335-nucleotide messenger RNA. RefSeq names its product low-density lipoprotein receptor-related protein 8-like. The coding region runs from base 149 to 2872 and encodes 907 amino acids. The record is from RefSeq and is a predicted model, not a curated record. NCBI's taxonomy places the organism in Eukaryota, Metazoa, Mollusca, Bivalvia, Myida, Myidae. Gene Ontology annotation, molecular function: protein binding; calcium ion binding. The transcript has 17 exons.
CCAACCGCUGACGCAUUACUUCCUUUACUCACGAUACGUCUAACAUAAUACGAUCGUGUGGAACUGACUCGACCGAAGAUAUUUCUCUCACAUUUAAACAUUCUUAAAACAGUCGAGGAGUUUAAAUUCAAGAAAAUAGAAAUAAGAAAUGCAUCUUGUGGAACUAGCAAGGAUAUUACUGCUGUUUGUUGGAAUAGUGGUUCAAUGUCAAGCAUUGGACUGUGGAUAUGGUCAGAUGGAAUGUACUGAUGGAGAAAAAUGCGUUCCGUUGAGUUGGAAGUGUGAUGGGGAUGCUGACUGUUCAGACAAGUCCGAUGAGAACAGCUGUCCUGCCAAAACGUGUGCAGAGACCGAGUUUCCGUGCUCAGUUAAUGGCACCUGCAUCCCUAGCAAAUGGAAAUGUGACGGUGAACCCGACUGUGAAAAUGGUGAAGAUGAAGAUUCAAAAAUGUGCAAAGGACACCAAGAAUGCGAAGGGACUCAGUUCUACUGUGCCACAGACAAGCAGUGUAUUGACACCGAAUGGCUCUGCGAUGGUGUGCCAGAUUGCACUGAUAACUCCGAUGAAAGCAACUGUACCGCUACUGAUCGCUGUGGUGAUAGCAUGUUCACAUGUGACAACAAGCAGUGCAUUUCAAGCCAGUGGGAGUGUGAUGGGGACAAGGACUGUUUGGAUGGCUCCGACGAAUCAGAAUCAAAAUGUGCAGCCAAAUCAUGUGACCCAGAAAAGGAGUUCAUGUGUGCUGAUGGAAAGCGUUGCAUCGACAUUCCAUGGCGUUGUGAUGGCGACUUUGACUGUAAUGACCACAGUGAUGAGAACUGUACAGGUGUAACUCCUUCAGAAGUGGAAGUGUGUGAUCCCAGCUCAGAGUUUCAGUGUGUGGCUUCUGGAGAAUGUAUCCACAACUCUUGGAAAUGUGAUGGGGACCCAGACUGUACUGAUGGCUCAGAUGAAGGAGAAGAUUCUGGUUGUGUCUACACUUGCACAGAAGACGAGUUUAUGUGUGACAACAAGGUGUGCAUUACGAAGACCCUGACCUGUGACCACAACAAUGACUGCAUGGAUGGCUCGGAUGAAAACAACUGCACUGCCGUUUGGCAAAAAACCUGCCAGGAGAGUGGUGGUUUUGACUGUUACAAUGAUGGAACCACGUGUAUUAGCAUUGAAGAAGUUUGUGAUGGCAUAGCUCAUUGUAAAAACGCCCAGGACGAGACUUCUGCUCUUUGCAAACCAAAUAUUGAAGGAAAUGCAACUGUGAAACAGCCAUGCAGUCACAAAACGUGUAUGGAGCAUGCUGAUUGCCUCACUAGGACGGUUAACAACACAUUUGUGGGCGAGUGCGUAUGCAAGACGGGUUUCCAGAUGAAUGAUGGUGCAUGCAAGGACAUUGACGAGUGCAAGGAGGAGGGCAUGUGUUCCCAGGUGUGCGUUAACACGAAGGGAGGAUACCACUGCAGCUGUCAAGAGGGCUACAUUCUCAUGAGGCACACAGAAUGCAGAGCAGAGAGUCACCCCUGGCUACUGUUCGCAAACAGGAAGGACAUUCGUCGUCUGCGUGCUGACAACACCUUUAUGGACAUCGUUGUAGAUUCCACCUCCAACAGUGUUGGCAUUGAUGUAGAUCAUGAGGAGAAAUAUUUGUUCUGGACUGAUGGGGCUGAGGAGGUCAUCAAAAGGGCAAAUAUCAACCACGACCAAACUGGCAUGAUGACAGGUCAGGACGUCAUGGUGAUAGUUGGCAAAGAAGGCAACCAGGCUUUUUCCUCUGACGGUAUUGCUGUGGACUGGCUUUUCAAGCGAAUCUACUGGACUGACUACCAGGCAGAUAAGAUCAUGGUUGCAGACUACAACGGAGCCAACAAGCAUGCUGUAAUCACCACAGGGCUGUCUGACCCCAGAGCUAUUGCCCUUGAUCCAGAAUAUGGACAAAUGUACUGGACUGACUGGAACAAAGAUGCCAAGAUUGAAAUGUGCGGUAUGAACGGCGUGUGCCCCAAGAGGAGUGAAAAUGCCCUCACGAAAGUUGGAAGUGUGCAUCUCGGCUGGCCAAAUGGACUCACAAUUGAUUAUGUGAGCCGCAAGGUGUACUGGAUCGAUGCCAAACUGCACAAGAUUGGUAGCGCUGAUAUGGAUCUGAAAAAUCCCCGCUUUAUCUUUGAGGAUGCGAAAGACAUCCAGAAGCCAUUUGCCAUCGCCGUGUUUGAGGAUUCCCUCUACUGGACAGACUGGACCACCAACUCCAUUAGAUCUGUACACAAGGUCACUGGUCUCAACCCUAAAACUCUCAACCUUGGAUCUUACUCUGUCAUGGAUAUCAAGGUCUACCAUCCGCUCAAGCAAAACAGAUCAUCAGCAGCAUUAAUCAAGCAGCUUUGUGAGGAGAGGAAGUGUGGCGAUAUGUGUUUCCCCAUGCCCCGCGAUGCCACAAAGGACCUCAAUGUGGAAUGUGUCACCAGCUGUCCCGAUACCAACAUCAUUGGCACUAACUGCACCCACGAGCCUAGACCAACAACCAAAGCCCCAGAACCAACCAAAGCCCCAACAUCCCAGCCAGGGCCAGUUACCACCAACAAGUCGGGAUACACUGUUGUUGCUGGGAGCACCGAAUCCAUUGAUCAUCCUGUUACACCAGAGGCCAAAGGAAAUGGAACCAUCGCUAUCGUUGCAGGAAGCAUCAUUGCUGGUGUUAUCAUUCUGGCAUUUGUGGUUGGUGUAUUGAUCUACAGACGAUACAAGGCCAACAACAAGAAAAUCCUCAACUUUGACAACCCUGUCUAUAGGAAAACAACCACUAAAGAUGAUGAUAUGAUCCAUAUUAGAGCUAAUGAACCAGAGAGAGAAAACUUGACCAACCCAGAUGAAAUUGUUUGAUGAGUUAGGCAGUUAGUUUGCAAGAUACAAUACAUUUUCUGGAACAAACAUCCACACUGGCCAUAAUACUCUACACCGUCUACUGUCACAGAGACACAGAUCUGACUUAAUAGUACAGCUGAAGUUCUACAAUCAUCAAAGCAAGCCGUCCAAGUUAACACUUAUACAACUUUCACAUGGAUGUAGUGAUCAUCUUGCUUUAAGUAUAAAUUAUUAGUUUUAAUCGUGUUGAUGCAGCGAUUACUACAGAUUGAGCUAGCUACAAAACAUGCGCCUUUCCAUCACAAAAACUUCAAAGGAUAGCAUGGUUGGCUCGACUCCAGUAACACUGCUCGCUGCCCCUGGGACCAGACCUGUUUACAUAGGAGGAUGUUUCUAUUGUAGUAACUUACGGCCAGUCUUAAAACGACAUAUCAGGAGUAUUCUGUUAGUAUUUGUAGAGUGAUGCUGGAGAAUUGUGCUGAUCAUCUGCUCACAUUCCUCAUAGAAUGUCAGAUUUCCGUGUGCCAAUCCACAUUCUGAAAGACAAACUUGCAUUAAUGUAGCUUUUUGUGAUAGCUCAUAUUAGAUCGUUUCAUGCUUUUUGUUCAACGUUACCUUUUGGUGUUCCAAGGACACAUUCUCUGCUUUAUAACACUUUCCUGGCAAUUAUAAUCAGGGAUGAUAAAAUUCCGGAUUAAUCCGGAAUUCCGGAUUUAAGGACUCACGGAUCGAUUUUGAGAUUAAUGUAAAUCCGUUGAGUUUUUUUCUAGGGGGGAGGGGUACAGGGAACGAUUCGAGCUCAGUUCGAACAAUAUGGGUACGAAAGGUGAGUUUUCCGGAAGUGUAAUGGCGGAAAUUAACGAACCUAUCUACGUCUUGGCAAUCGAGCUAUAUGAUUGGUUAAGAUAGCACCCGGUGAUUACGGAUAUUACCGAUGGGACUAGAAGACAGUAUCCGGAUGGUCGUAUCCGGAUAUGACAGACGACGAAGGCGAAUAAACGGGUAUUGGAAAAUUGGAAAAAAAGACCACCACCAAGUUCUAAAAACAUGGAUUCGUCGAUUUUAAGGGUAUAUUUGCCAUUUAUUUUUAAGAGAAAUUCCCGAAACGUUUCUUUUUAAGUUAAUAGAAAGUGAUCAAACUGAGAAUGAAUUUUGCGCAUGUAGCAUUAUUUCGGACAUCCCGAUUCGGAUUGUGUCAUAAUAAUCGAUUUUUAUUUGGCCGAUUGAAGUUUACGCUGUAAACCGUUUCUUUAUUAUUCUCAUUAUCUUUGACUGUUGACCAUAAUGGGAGGUUCAAAUGAAAAUUGGUUUGGUUCAAAUUUAAAAAAAAACAUGAAUAAAUAUUUUGUAGUAGUAAUAUAUAUUACGUAGAGGCAGUCAUUUUAUUUUCUAUUUGAGACGGUUCAACAAAACUUCUUGAGAACCCAGUUUGAGUGAGAUUUUAAUUCUAUAGUUGUAAUUUGUAUUUCCCCAUCCAGGUAUGUUGAUGGUUACAAAAGUCAGGGAUGAAAAACACCUCAUCCAGUUGUUCCUGUCAAUGACUGACAGUUCAAUCCAGAGGCCAUGAUACUUGGAUUUAUGGCUGAACAUGCUCCCUGGCACCACAGUAGUGUGUCUUACUUAAGACACUUGCCAAAGAUACAAAAGCUCUCAGCAAAUUAAAACUUCAAAGGUGUACAGCAUUAUACAAGAUGACUUACGGAGUGGCUAGCCAUUUCAAUGAUGAACAUGUGGAGGAGUUAAUGGAUCUCGGUUUUGUUUCAACUAAGACAAGUCAACAAACACAAACAAUGAGAAAACUGUUGCAGCUAUUUUUCUGCUAUAGAGAAAGAAAUAGUGUUGAGAUAUCUGGCCUCCUUAAAAAUCACAAGGGCUGAUUCUAAAUCAAUGUUCAUAGAAUUUGAAAGCCUGUUUGAGAGACUUGAACUGCAGUGGGACAAUCUAGUUCGUGUGCUACUGGACUCAUGAAACACCAUGAGGCGAAAAAAUCUGGCUUGGGGACCAGAAUACGUCAAUGUCCACCAUGUCAACAACGGCCACGCUGCCAAAGCAUUUAAGUCCCGUUUGGAUAUUACUUUGAAUAAUAUAUAUAAUAAUUAAUAACAUUAUAUUCUCAUCAAAUGUGCAGAAAAUGGAAUAAAUACUCUUAUGAUACAUAAAAAUUGAAUAAAUACCACUUUUACAAUAAACAUUUGCAUGCAUGAUAAUUGAUAUGUUGUUCAUUAUUAUAAAUCAAACAUCCCACAGUGUAGACUGUUCAUCUGUUCAUACACAGGCAUUUGGUCAUAGCCAGUUGAGUUUUAUGGGAAGUGGACAACUGAACCAAAAUGUCAGGUACAUGUCUAAUGCCUGUGACUUCAGGUAAAAAAGAGUAAAUUUAACUUUGUUUAAAGACAAAGGUGUUGAACUUCACUGCUAAGAUUCCUGAUAAUUGUUCUGAUUGUGGAUGUCUCGUGUUGAACAUAAUUAUAUCUACCAAACCGGAAGGUGUACUCCUUGAACACUAUUCUAAGGCAAAAAAGGGUAUUAGAAUCCCUGAAAUACAGAAAGCUUCGGGGGGCUUCGCCCCCCUUGUCCCCCCACCAGGGCUUUGCCCUGGACCCAUCGGGAGCCUUAAGCGGCCCCCUGAACCCCACGCAGACAUUUUCAGGAUUGGCAACUUGGCUCUGUUAUCAUCCCUGUAUAAUUGUCUUUGCUGUGUAACAUGUAUAUAUUACCUUUCAACGUUUAAUGUGCAAUCAUGUUUUCAUGUAGAAUGUAAACGAAGGAGUUCAAGUUACAAAGCAUGAACAUAACAUGUUCAAGUAAUUAGAUUGCAAUUACCAUCAAAAGUGGAUUGUCUUCAAGAGUUACUGUGGAUGUACGUGUUUCUUGUUCAUGUUGAAAUAGCCAUAUGUAAAUAUUUGAAUUUAGUGCUAUUUUGUACUUUAUAACUUGUGCUUUCUGUUAUUUACGGAGUGAUAUAGUCUGUUACCAUUCCGAGUUGUUAUUCCCUUUGGGAACUUGAAUAAUUGUUAGCAUGAAAGAGUGUUUAUUACUACUUGUUUUAUACAUUUUGUAAAUACUAAUUUUGGCCUUUAUUGCGAAGUGCUAAGUAAGUUUCUAUUUUGUCACGUUAUUAUUAAUUGAACUUGUUUUUCAACAAUCUGUUUAACUGGCGGUAUAUGAAAUAACUACCAAAGACAAUCCCAAUGCUUUUAACAUGAUUAUUACUUAAUGUUAAGAGACAAAAUAUAUUAUCAUCUCUUCAAGUGAUGCAUUUAAAUGGUGAAGAGUGAGGAACAAAAAGGUGCUGUAAUCAUUAUAAAGUGAGUCCAUAUGGUCAUGUUCAUUAUAUACUACCAUGUUCAAAGCGCAUAAUAUUGCCAUGUUGAUCCAAAUGGGUAAAAUGCAAGCUCAAUGGUGGCAUUAUAUGAGUAUACCGUUAAUACUAUGUCUGUUUACACUGUAAACAGUUUCCUGCCAUUCAAACUAAGCAUAGUCGUUUGUACGAUUUAUUUUGUGUAACCUUUGUAAUUUAACUAAUGUAUUCAUUUACCAAAUUAAUGAUUAUAUCAAAUAGCCUAUCUAUGAGUUGCCACAAAUUUAACUGAUUUUACCGUAAAUGGUCCACUUUCAAUCGUUAGCUCAAGUUUUUCUUUGGUUGUGACAUUGUCUUGUAAAUAUGACCCUAUUUAUUUCCCCUGCAUGGUGUUGCACGAACAAGUGCGUGUUUUUUUUAUUUCAUUUACAGUCCUUCCUGCAUGUUUGCAUUUAAUUAAUUUUUCACAAUAGUUUUUCUCCUGUAAAUGAAUUGUUUUGUCAAGUAGAUACUAUUAAUAUGAGAAUCUCCAUUCCUUAGUUAUUUCGAAUUUAUAUUUAAUUUCUUAUUUUUUACUCAAUUUAUGUUCGUUUUCUGUCCUCUUUUAAUAUCUGGAAACGAUGUUUCUCUAUGUUGUGUAAAUACUAUGUAAAUAAAAUCCUAGAUUUUUGCCUGCUCAUAAACUUGCAAGAUAUUGUUGCGCAAAUGUAACUUGAUAUGCCAUGUAUACAAGAGAAAUCUUAAUUUAAUGUUAUGAGUCAUGUUGAGGCUCUGUUUUCUAUGGUUAUAUGUUUAUGCUUGAUGUCUGCGAGUGCUACUUUCUCUGCACAAGUUUCCCGACUGUUCGUGGUGACGGCUGAUAUCAGUCUGUAGUAUUUGUUUUAUCAAAUUCCUCCUGUAUGAAGUUGUAUAUAUAACUAUUUUAGGGUUUCUAUGUAGUGUGUAUGCUCAUGUAACUUCAUCUUUUCUCCCCCUCCGGUGAUCUUGGUUUUUAUCCUGUUGUUCAGUACAUGUUGCCAGUUGCUGAUGGGAAACAUUAUGCAGAGAAAUAAUUAUUUAUUGUGCAUAUGAAGAUGAAUGUUAGGUAUGAGCUGUUUUUCAUCGUCAUAAUUUGUUUGUAUACUGGUUAUUUAAAAUGCAGAAAAAAAUAAAUUCUGAAAUAAAAACAUAUUAAAAUGAA